Molecule: messenger RNA, 4857 nt
Organism: Malaclemys terrapin pileata
Lineage: Eukaryota; Metazoa; Chordata; Testudines; Emydidae
Product: organic solute transporter subunit alpha-like
Exons: 8
Coding region: 480-1484 (334 amino acids)
Biological process (GO): bile acid and bile salt transport
Cellular component (GO): endoplasmic reticulum membrane; plasma membrane
Molecular function (GO): transporter activity
Source: RefSeq, a predicted model, not a curated record
AUUAACGCUGUAUGCCUUAGGGAGCUCUGUCUUUAUGUGUCCUGUGGAGCAGGGACAUCUUUACUGUAUGUUUUUAACGGCACCUAGCAAAUAAAUAACACAACAGUAGAGGGGACACGGACACAAGUGUGGAACCUCCCUGCCGACGGGAGGGAUGUUGCUAAUGCACAAGGCAAGAGUGUAAAUUGUGUGUCUGCACUGCCACCCAGUCACCCUGUGGUUUCCUUGGGGGAUCUUUCACUGGCGCCUCAUUCUGCAGCAGUGUUUGAACGGAGAGAGAAAGAGCUGGGAUUCGGACUGUCAAGCAUUUACCCAAUCGAAAGGUGGUUGGGAGGAAAUUUACAUUUGGCAACAAGUCUCGGCGCCUUACUGGAAAAGCGCAGAAGAAGUAGCAGCGCUUUGUAACUCAGCCAACACUGAAAAGGGAGCAACGCCUCAGGGACAGCACCAGGAGACAAAGCUUACCAGAAGCUAAAGAAAUGGAGAAUGGGACGGAUCCCGUCUGCAUUGCAAAUGAGCCUCCGUUCUCUCACAAAAUUAUCGGAAGCCUUGAUCUAACAGGUAUAUUUCUCUUUGCCAUCUUGACUCUAAUGACACUAAUAGCCAACCUGGUGUUUGUAGAGGAAGUGUUCUAUAUCUACAAGAAAACCCCCUCCUCUAAAAGGACGAUUUUUAUUUGGAUAAAUGCAGCAGCUCCGGUGAUAGCUACUACAUCAUGCACUGGGAUGUGGAUUCCUCGCUCAACAAUGUUUACAGAUUUCACUGCAGCAGUUUUUUUUGCCAUUGUGAUCCACAAGUUCUUGCUGAUGAUGAUUGAAGAGUGUGGAGGUCAAAAGUUAUUUCUCAGGAGAUUUGAAAAUGAUCGUUUCAAGAUCAGCACAGGUCCCUGCUGUUGCUGUUGCCUUUGCCUCCCUUAUGUACACAUCACUAGACGAACCCUGUUUCUGCUGAAGUUGGGGACCUUUCAGCUUGCUUUCCUUCGACCUGUGCUAAUGUUUCUGUCAAUAGUGCUUUGGAUCAAUGGAAACUACAGCCCUUUUGAUUUAACCCCUAAUGGAGCUGCAAUAUGGAUUAACUGCUUUGUUGGUGUCCUUACAAUCAUUGCUCUGUGGCCAAUUGGAAUCAUGUUUCAACAAGUUCGAGUUCUUCUUAACUGUAAGAAGAUCAUCCCUAAGUUUGCACUUUAUGAGUUUGUCCUCAUUCUGAGCCAACUCCAGGGAGCCAUCAUCAAUAUCCUGGCUCUGCAAGGAAUUAUUCCCUGUGCACCACCUCUGGCUUCUUUCGCAAGAGGAGCGUAUAUGAACCAACAGCUUCUCAUAAUGGAAAUGUUUCUGAUAACACUGAUCUCAAGGGUGGUGUAUAGGAAAAGAUAUGAUGAUCUGGAACUUCCAGGGUGCACUGACCAGGAAACUAGCAACAGCAAACAGAACACCAAGAUCAAUCUAAAUGGCAAAGUUAUUGAAGAUGGAACCCACAAUGUUUAGAAGAUGGAUGGAUGUGCUGUCUUGUGAGAGCUGGGACAAUACUUGUAGCCCAACACAGCUUGCCCAUGGCAAGAUCCUGACUAAUGUAUAUGCUUUACUUGAGGAGACGUCCAUUACAACUUUUAUAUCCUUAUACUGCAAACAGCAGAUAUUCAAACAGGAACAGCUUCUGGUAUAAAUUCAUUUGACCUGGACAGAAAGGUCCAAAAAGUGGGAGGAUAAACCUCCUUAUUUUCAGAGAGAUAUACACAGAGUGAGAGAUUUCAGUGUCCAUAUAAUUUCAUGCAGUUGUCAGACAGUUUGGGUCCCAUCAGCUUGUUUGAACCCUGCAGUGUAAAUGUGAAGUGAUAUAAUACUGUAUUGCACACAUUACAGUGUUUAUACAAUGCAGCAACACUGGAGACUCACUCUCUUUUUUGUUUUUUCCUCAUUUCAUGUAGCCACCUCCGUGUUUGGAGCUCGCUCCCUGGUCCAACACCUCAGGUGCCCACCCUCUCUUUAUUCAAAUCCCUCUUCAAAACUCUCACUCUUCUCACCAAGCCCGAAACAGCUACCAUACCUCAGUAAAUAUAUCCUCUCAAACCCCACCACAUCCUGCAUGCAAUAUCCACCUCAACAGAUGAUAAGCUCUUUGGGUGAGGGCUGUCACUUUUUCCUGUCUUUUUUUUAUACCAGUGAUCCUCAAUCUUUCCAAAAAAGCAACAGAGGGUCUGUUAGUCUUAAAGGUGCCACAGGACCCUCUGUUGCUUUUUACAGAUUCAGACUAACACGGCUACCCCUCUGAUACUUCAAUCUUUCCAGACUACUGUACCCCUUUCAGGAGUCUGAUUUGUCUUGCAUAUCCCAAGUUUCAUCUCACUUAAAAUUAUUUGCUUGCGAUACUAGACAUACAAAUACAGAAGUGUAACAGCACACUAUUACUGAAAAAUUGCUUACUUUCUCAUUUGUCUGUAUAAAAUUUAAGUUUGGACUGACCUUGCUAUUGCUUUUUAUGUAGCCAGUUGUAAAACUAGGCAGAUACCUGGAUGAUUUGAUGUACCCCUUGCAAAACCUCUGUGUACCCUCAGGGGUAAGCGUGUCCCUGGUUGAGAACCACUGUUUUAUACCAGUAAGAACACAGUAACCAUUCAUGACUAUUUAAUAAUAGCUACCAAUAGUCCUCCCCAUGGGAGGCAGUGUGAUCCAAUGGAUCAGGCAUGGGACUGGGAGGCAGGAGAGGUGGGUUAUGUUCUGUGCUCUGCCACUGACCUGCUGUGCCUUAGUAUCCCCAUCUGUAAAAUGGGGAUAAUGAUACUUAACUAUCUUUGUGAAGCGCUUUGAGAUAAUGUAUACAAUUUUUUUCUAUAAGGCUAAGUAUUUUUAUUAAAAGGAAUCAUUUUCAAAGAAUUGCUCCCCUCUCGCCCCCCAAUCCUGAGCCAUCCUGAAGCCCACUAGGGACAGGGGUUCUCAAACUUGUUUUGCUGGGCCUCCCUUUGAAAAUAUUUCAAGCUCUGAUGUCCCUCCCCCCCAUACCAUGCCAUCCUUAUUUCUGCACUGCUGCUUACUUCAGAGCAAGGCACUUUGCCAGCAGAUGCCACCCUCAUGACCGACCACAAUAGUCUUGUGACCCCCUUUUGGGUCGGGACCCCCAGUUUAAGAAACACUGCACUAAGACUUAGACUGUUUUUAGACUUGUUGGUACAAACACUGCCAUCAUUGACACCCAUUGGUUAGCCUCAUUUCAAUGAAUUUCCAUCUAUUUUAAGGGGUCCCUGGAAAUCCAGUGUUCUUGGAGGAGGCUAAUUGCUCCAUUUUGGUUCGAUAUAACUUCGAUGUAAUGUUUAGUAAGCUGUCAGGAGUUGAGUGUGUUGAGUGUGUUCUGGCUUCUCUAGUUCACACUGGGCAUUGAUGCUUUGGCCAUAUGUACACUAGGAAAAUGUGUCUGUUUUAAAUACAUGAUAUCAGAUAUGACUUAGCUUCUAGAUUCUCCCUCUAAGGUUAAUCAUGACCAGCUUACACCUUUUAAACACGGUUGUACUUGUCCAUGCUAUGUACCAAAGCAUGUUUAACAUCUUGUUAUUUAACGCGUUUUCUAACAUGAUGUAUUUUCCAAGUGUAGACAAGGCCAUAGAUACUUAACCACAGCAAUUAGCAUGGUUACUCCAUAGUUGUAAUCUAAUACCUAUCCACAUAAAAUGGCAUUUGCUAGUGUUUUAUAAUGGCUGGCUGUGACUUCAUGGGAUCCCACAUGGGGAAAAUAGACUAUUUAGAGCCAACAAGUCUUCUCAUGAAUUGGGGUUGGAAACAGUUUAAUUGCUAGUGCAAAUGGGACAAAAUCAUUUUCAAAAGUCAUGCUUUUUCUCUAAUGAGGUUGAAAAUUGUUUUGUUCCAUACAUUAAAUUAAAUGGCUUUCAGCAUUGCUUCACUGGGACCUGUUGCUAAUAAUUGAUCAAUUUCCUAGUAUAUAUGGGGAUUUAGAACUCAAAUCAAGUGUUGGGAACAGGCAUGGAGACUGAAUUACUUGGAUCUUCCCACACACAGUUAAAGGUGUGUCAUCUGGGCAAAGCAAGAAGCCUCUUCUGAUACUGCCUCUGAUUAACCUAUUCUGUGGAGAGAAGGCUUCAUUUUCCAUCACUGUCAACCGAGCAUUUGUCACAAUCACAUAUCUGAAAUGCUCAUUAAAAUAGAUUUAUAUUUUAAAAUCAAUGUGAGCUUAGUUUAACCAUGAGAGUCUCUUUAGCUAUUAUGCUUUUAGAGUAGAUUUUUAAUACUUCUACUAUUAUUCAUGUGUCAUAUUUGAGCAAUAGAAAGAUGAAGUGGAUAAGCUAAUAUCUUUUAUUGGGCCAACUUCUGUUUGUGAGAGAGACAAGCUUUCGAUCCACACGGAGCUCUUCUUUAGGUUUGGGAAAGGUACUCCAGCAUCACAGCUAAAUGCAAGGUGGAACAGACUCUUGAGCAUCAGUAGUUAGCAUAUACUCUAAGGGACCAUUCAAGGUAGGACUGACACAACUACAACUACAUUGCAUAUUUGAGCAAUGAAAUUUACAGUUUAGGUAUUGAUUAGCAAGUGGAUUAAGUGGACUUUUGCGCUGUCAGCUAAGAAGACAGAUUUCCACUGAAAUCAGUUGAAGUUAGGAACCUAAAUACCGUUGAGGAUCUGGGCCCAAGGCCCCAAUUCAGAAAAGCAUUUAUGCAUAUGCUUAUGUAUAACCCUAAUUAGGUCAGAACAGGACUUGCGUAAUUUUAAGUAUGUGUUUAAGUAUUUUCCUGAAUAGGAAUGCUUUCCUGAACCAGAGCCAAAAUGAUCAUGAAAGUGGUAGAAUGUAUCAAUUUUGUUGUUCUUAAUGUUUUAUUUUAAUUAUCCAAAAAUAAAACAUGACAAUGUUUUCUACUU